Molecule: messenger RNA, 6350 nt
Organism: Rhineura floridana
Lineage: Eukaryota; Metazoa; Chordata; Lepidosauria; Squamata; Rhineuridae
Gene: RHOBTB3
Product: Rho related BTB domain containing 3
Exons: 13
Coding region: 532-2370 (612 amino acids)
Biological process (GO): regulation of proteolysis; proteasome-mediated ubiquitin-dependent protein catabolic process
Cellular component (GO): cytoplasm
Molecular function (GO): ubiquitin protein ligase binding; GTPase activity; GTP binding
Source: RefSeq, a predicted model, not a curated record
GAGAGAGCGGAGAAACCUGGCAAUAGGAGGUCGCUUGGCGGGAGAGGGAGGGACCGCGCGCUCCUCGCCUUCUCGCCUCCUCUCCAGCUCUGCUUUCUUUCCCCCCCACUGCCGCCCCCGCAGGUUUAGAGGAAGGAAGAGGCACCUGGGCAAGCUAGGCUGGAAGUGGAUGGUAGGGAUGGUGCUCCGGUGCACGAAAUGAUGGUCCGUGUCCUGUUCCGAUACGAUACCCUCCGGCUGCCCCACGGUCCUCCAAUACCGUCGGCUCCCGACUACGCUCCGCAGGGCCGCGGCGCCCCACUGGGGCCUCGCUCGGUGCAUGUCACGCUGCUCGGACCGAGGGGGGGGAAGGGCCAGGCGAGGCACAAAGAAGAUUGCUGAAUAGGAUGGUGGCAGAAACACCUCAGAGCCUUCGACAGGGUGAAUGAAACAGCCUCAGGAAAUGGAGGAAGAAUAAACCCAGGACGCUGUGGAUUAAUCAUGCAAGCAGAUCUCUAGCCACCUUGCUCUCCUGCUUUUGGAUUUAAGAUCAUGUCUGUUCACGUUGUAGCCUUUGGAAACGAAAGAGGUGGAUUUUCUGAGGAUGAUCAGCAAAGGAGUCUGAUUUGGACCUAUCUUGGGAGAAGUGCACUGGUUUCAGAGACUGAGAGCAGUUUGUUGUUAAACUCUGCAAACUAUGUUAGAAACCCUGCAUUCACUGAAUAUCAAGCCUGUGUGUUUGGAAAUGUCAGAUUGGUGGUACAUGACUGUCCUCUCUGGGAUAUUUUUGACAGUGACUGGUAUACAUCUCGGAACCUUAUUGGAGAAGCAGAUAUCAUUGUGAUAAAAUACUCUGUAAAUGACAAGUCUUCAUUUCAAGAAGUAAAGGAUAUUUAUGCACCAUUGAUAAAAAAAGCAUUAAACCACUGUUCAAUUCCAGUCAUAAUUUCUGCUGUUGGUGCAAGACAAAACGAAGUUCCCUGCACUUGUCCUUUGUGUAUCUCAGACAGAGGGAGCUGUGUUACAGCUUCUGAAGGGAUACAGCUUGCUAAAGAACUUGGAGCUACUUACUUGGAACUGCACAGUCUCAAUGAUUUCUACAUUGGGAAAUAUUUCGGAGGAGUGCUGGAGUAUUUUAUGAUACAACGCUUGAAUCAAAAGUCAACUGAAAAAAUGAAGAAAAGGAAAAAAAUCCAUAAAUCCCAUGGAGUUAAGCCACCUCAACUUGAUCAGCCAGAAAAAAUGCCAAUCUUAAAAGGUGAAGCCUCACAUUAUGACUCUGAUUUACAUAACCUGCUGUUCUGCUGCCAGUGUGCGGAUGUGAUAUUUUGUUCCGAAGACUUGAAGGAAGUAGCAGAAGCUCACAGGAUUGUUUUGUGCUCUGUUAGCCAUGUGUUCAUGUUACUCUUUAAUGUGAAGAGUCCAGCAGACAUUCAGGAUUCCUGUAUCGUUAGAACUGCCCAGACCCUCUUUGCCCCGAACCAACAAGCUAUACUUCCUGUUUUAGACCACAGCUCAUCAUGCAAUUCACCAGUAAGAGUCAUUGUUAAGGACUCUUUCUUCUGUUCUUGUUUGUCAGACAUUCUCCACUUCAUUUAUUCAGGUGCUUUCCAAUGGGAAUUAUUGGAAGAACAUAUUAAAAAGAAGUUGAAGGAUCCUGGGAAUGUUAAACUUGUCCUUGAGAGAGUAAAAUGUAUCUUGAAAAUUCCAGAAAAGGUUAACAACUCACGAAAUUGCAGUUCAUAUUUGUCGAAAAGGCCCUUGCAGUUAUGUAACAGCUCUCUCAGGCUUUUCUUUAACACAACUGUGUUAGCUGAUGUCAUGUUCAAAAUACAAGGUUCUACAGUGCCAGCUCACAGAGCAGUACUAGUGGCUCGCUGUGAGGUAAUGGCAGCUAUGUUUAAUGGUAACUACGUAGAAUCUAAUAGUUUUUUGGUUCCAGUUUAUGGGAUUUCCAAAGACACUUUCCUGUCCUUUCUAGAGUAUCUGUAUAUCGACUCCUGUUGUCCAGCCAGCAUUCUGCAAGCCAUGUCACUCUUGAUUUGUGCUGAGAUGUACCAGGUGUCAAGGCUCCAGCACAUCUGUGAGCUGUAUAUCAUCACACAGCUUCAGAGUAUGCCUAGUAGGGAAUUAGCAUCAACAAGCCUGAGUGUUGUCAGCUUGCUUAGAAAAGCAAAGUUUCACAACUUUGAUAGCCUUUCAAAUUGGCUGCUUCAUUUUAUCGCUUCUAACUACUUAAUCUUCAGUCAAAAACCUGAAUUUGAAGAUCUUUCAGUGGAAGAACGCAAUUUUGUUGAGAUGCAUAGAUGGCCUUCUAGUAUGUACCUGAAACAGCUUGCAGAGUACAGGAACUACAUUCAUUCUCGGAAGUGCCAUUGUGUAGUAAUGUAAACUGAAAGCUGAUCCUUCUUUAGUUAUGAAAAGAAAGUCACAGAAAGGCAAUUGCUUCAGGAAUCUUACUAUUGCACAAGACUGAAAGCAAAUACUGAGUAUCAAUGCUGUGAAACAAUAUAUUUAAUAUUGCACUUGCUAAUGAGUAACUACUGUAUUUCUUAAAAGCAUGUGGAACAAAAUUUAGGGCAGCAUAAACAUUUAACUAGGAUGUGUCUCAACUGUGCUGCUGAGUCUAUUUUUUGUUGUUGUUUUGUUGUUUUGUUGUUGUUGAGACUCCAAUUCAUGCUGUAUUGUUUGAGUUUUUUUUAGAAGAGUUUGAACUAUUUAGAGCUUAGAGAUCUUUUUAGCCUGUGCUAUUGGGAUUUUAAGAGGCCGAAGGAGAUUCCAAAUUCAUUAAAAAUGUCUGUAGGUUCUCUUUGUUUGGAAACUCACUUUUUUGUUUACCAGUUAGUUCUGUUAAGGAUUUCUAUAAUUUAUUUAUGGUCCUUUUAAGAAUUUUGUAAAAACAGAAGGCUUGGGAUUGUUUCUAUACUGGGAAUUUAAAAAUGUAGUUCCUGUUAGCAACAUCAAAUUCCUAUGUUGUGGUGAAAAAUACAUCACUAUAUUUCUAGAAAGUUACUUAAGUCUUCCCCUUACUGAAGAGUCUAAUAUAACUAAAAUAGUGCCAAUCAUUUAUUUGCUGGUCUAUAUCUUGUAAAGCAAAGAGAUGAUUAAUAGGCCUUUUUCUAUAUUGUUGUUCCUAGUAUAUGCAGAUAUCCUCUACAAAAGUGUGGAGAAAAACUGAAACAUUGUCAGAAUACUCCAUUUCUGCCAACUCUUUCCGAGUAGAUGACAAAUUAAGACCUAAUAUUUUCCACAUGAAUUUCUUUGGGGAAAUUAUUCCUAAAGGAGACAUGUGAAGGAAAUAUUUUUCAACAAUACUUUGCAUCUUGAGCUUAGCCAAGGGCAUGAAAAUGCAAGGGCUGCGUUGUUAUGGUUGGACACCUGCAAAGCAUCCUCUAUGCCAGCAAAGCCAAUAGAGCAAGGUGACAUUCAGCAGGCAGUUUUAGUCCCUAAAGACACCAACCAGGGCUUGUUGCUUAUAUUUUGGUGUCCCAGAGGAAGAAGGAAAGAGCCAGCUGGAUGGAUCUGUUGUGGUCAUGUUUGAUCCAGAUAUUGCAGAAUCUGGGAUCUAACCGUGGUAUUCCAAUCAGAGUCUUCUGUCAUCCUACUCUGCCAGUCACCAAAGUUUAAUUAACAAGACUAAGCAGGGGCUUUAGGACACCCUUCUAGACAUAAUAUGCCACAGCAAGGUCCUCAUGCCUUCUGCUUUUUUUUAUGGGCCCUGCAUGUGGUCACCCUGCAUUCAGCCUGCAUGCCUGGGAUGAUCAGGACUCAGAGGUUGCAUGCCCUCCUAGAAGGCAGGAGGUAUCUGCCAUUGGUGUGCAUUGGCAUUGUCUGUUUUUGUGUACACAUGGUCACAUAAGGCUAUAUUUAUGCACUAGUAUUUUCUCACCUAUUGCCAGGAUCUGUGUGCAUAUACAGAGACCUCUACACUGUUUCUGCCAUGUGCACAAACAUGUAGAUGUAGAUUCAUGCUCAUGUUACCCAAGAUGAGAUUUGAACCAGGAGCUUCUUGGCACACUUUUUUGCAAUGUGCUACACCAAGCAGUCCUCUCUUGCUAUAACCCAUAUACAUUUCAACAGCCCUUGUAAAUAAUAUUUUAUAUUUGGUUUUUAAUGUUUUUUAAAAUCCAAAGCAUUUGUGAAUCUCUUACCAGAAAAACUAAUCUCUUUCCUGUUAUGGGUUUUUAAUAGAGGCAGUUUAAAAAACAUUUCCUAAAUUUUUGUUUGGCACACGAUAAUUAACAUGGAAAUGCAGAAAGUAAAAUCAGUUAUAAUUUGUUUCUUUGCUUUAAUCUUUAAAUUAUAAUAGAUUUUUGUAGGUCAGUAGAGCAAGCAUGAAGAUUUCCCUUCUACACUGAUGUCUGAUGAUUUGCUAAGUAAGCAAGUGUUAGGUCCAAACCCAACACGCAAGUUGCCCUGUCAACCCCAACUCGCUUAUUACACCCGGGAAGAGUGUGGAGUUGAGUGCAAAUGAACCCACUAUCAGAGAUCAAGUAACAUGAGACAAAAACCUUUGCAAAGGGGACCCAAUACUUACAAGCCGAAGCAGGCCAGCAUGGGAACCUCGUUUAUUGGUGUUCAAGGGUUUAUAUAGGCUUACCCCGAAGUUUACAAUAUCGGGUUCACGUCAUAAAAUACAAAAGAAGCAAUUGCUAACUGUCAUAGCUUUGGGGCAUAUGUAAGGAGGUAAAGGGGGUACAGGGGAAAGGACAAAGUGGAAACAUCAAGACUAUCUCUUAGACUCUAUGUCUGCAUAUUUCGCAUGUCCUUGAGAUAAGCACUAUGCAGGAGCAGACAAAGGCAACUAUUGAGGGGAGGCCCAGCUGCAACCGGGCACCCCCUAAACUGGAGACAGACAUGAUAUUACUUUCCUUACAUAUCAAAGGAGUUUUACAAGUCAAGGUUUGUGGGACAUUGGAACAGCGUUUGACAUUCCUAUGCAAGGCACAUUAGUAACAAUAAGCAAGGUUAUAAGCAUAAAUGUGAUACAGAAAUGCAUAGUAGGGAAGUUUCCAGCUUAAACCGGCUUUUAUUAUGCGAGCCACUGGAAUGUAGGUAAGGGUCAGGUCACCAGGAAAUAAACCGACAUUUUAUAUCAAGAGUCAAAUAAAGGCCACUUUGGUUCUAUUUCCCAUGAUGCUCAAGCUGGUUUGGGUAGGACAAGUGAACUAUAGUUUUACAAGCACUGGGGUUUCAAUUUAACCCUAACACAAGCACACAAAAUAGGUUGUAAUUGCACUCUUUACAGCUUCUGCAUACUACAAACACAGCAACUCACAAAUGGAUUUGAAAAUUUAUUACAGUGUUUUUGCUAAAUCAACCUAGGAAUAAUCUUAUUGAACAUUGAAAUGUUUUACAAUUAAGAUUUAUUGUAAACAAUUCCUUCACUUGGAAUGGGGUAGCCAUAUAAGAGCUUCAACUAUGGGGUGGUAUACAAAUGUAAUAAAUAAUAAUAACAAUAAUAAUAAUGUGCAAGUGUUUCCUAUAGAUGUAUAUUUUGUACCUAAAACAUUUACAACCCAACCUAAAGCCUGAGUCUGUGGCUGCUAUGGGGCAACCAUGGGGGUAUACAACAGCAGUUGGCAAGUACAGCAGUAAAAAAAAAAAGCUCCCAGAACUGAGGGAAACUAGUUGAGGCUUGUUUAGGAUUGGAAAGUACAUAUGGAGCACCUGUUUGUGUUCAUGGAUCCUCAUGCAGCUAGGGAUAUUGUAUGGCCCUAGCUAAACUGGGGUGAGCACAUAAUUGAAUCUAUUUAGAAUUAGAUUGAAAAUGUUUAAAUUAGUUUAGCUUGAAAAUUAGCAAGCUUAUGAAAUAUAGAUACGGACAUCUUUUUUUAUAGGUUAACUGAGAAACUCUGGGAUAGUUCAAUCUGCCAAAUGAGCCACAAAAAAGCAGCUCCCAGUUUCUCUUGACAUGCACAUGUAUUGCACCGCAGUCCAUAUUGUUAAAUCCUGCCUUCCCAUCUGCAAGCACAUAAGAUGAAGUUGUAAUUUAUCUGAAGUAGUUUCAUGGGGUAAUAAAUUUAACAGUACUUUAAAAGACAAGCUGCAAUAGCUUCAGCAUUUCUAAUUAUAGAAUUAUUUAUUAAUAAGCAGGUAUUUUAAGUAGUCUUCAGGGAGUUCAAAUUAAUCCCUUCAAUAUGUCUAUUUUUAUUAAAAAUCAUUUCUAAUAGCAGACUGUUAUAAUUUCUUAAGUGAAAUUACAAAUAUGGGCUAAUAUCAAGCCAGCAUAGAUAUGUAUAGAGAGACAACCUUAAGAUAGAAGAAUCUUUGUUAAUAGUCUUGUCACAUGGCUAAGAAUGUUUGUAGCUCAAGGAAACACUUAUUUUAUUAUGGCAUGUGUUGAAUAUAUAAUAAUUUCACAUGUUAGC